AUGCCGUCUGGCAUCGAUGGACGUCGUAAAACAGCCUGGCAGGCAAUCUGUCACCACCAGAGUUUUCUACAUCAAGAUGCACCACUGCACUCAUGCAGCGCGAGGGUGGGCACGUGGAAGUGUGCUGGCAUGUAG
This is a messenger RNA of Parastagonospora nodorum SN15, 135 nucleotides long. RefSeq lists its product as hypothetical. NCBI's taxonomy places the organism in Eukaryota, Fungi, Ascomycota, Dothideomycetes, Pleosporales, Phaeosphaeriaceae. The record is from RefSeq and is a predicted model, not a curated record. Bases 1 to 135 code for a protein of 44 amino acids. The transcript has 2 exons.